UGAAACAAAAAAUGUCUGAAAACGUAGGGAAAGAUGAGAGGAAAGUCACUGAAGGGCAAUGGACUACCGGUUUAUACGAUUGUUUCUCUGAAGAUAUCUCUACAUGUUACUUCACAUGGUUUUGUCCUUGCGUUGCGUUUGGGAGGAUCGCUGAGAUUCUUGACAAAGGAGAAACAAGUCAAGGACUUGCUGGAUUAAUGUUGGUGGCAAUGUCUAAAGUUGGAUGUGGAUGGUACUAUGCUUCAAAAUACAGAGCCAAGUUGAGGAACCAAUACUCAUUGCCCGAGGAGCCUUGCUCGGAUGGCGCAAUCCACUUCUUUUGCUGCUCAUGUGCUCUUUCUCAAGAACACCGCGAACUCAAAUAUCGGGGUCUUGAUCCCUCUCUAGGGUGGCAAGGAAACAUGGACCAAAGGACACCGCCGUCUGUAGCGUCAAGCAUGGAACGUUGAAGAAGAAUAAUGUAACGUCGACAAAUAGUGAUAUAUAUAAUUGGAUGAUUGAAACAUAAUAUUUUUAUGGUAAUUUUGUUUGUAAAAUGUUCUAUAUAUG
Molecule: messenger RNA, 549 nt
Organism: Brassica oleracea var. oleracea
Lineage: Eukaryota; Viridiplantae; Streptophyta; Magnoliopsida; Brassicales; Brassicaceae
Product: protein PLANT CADMIUM RESISTANCE 9
Exons: 4
Coding region: 12-449 (145 amino acids)
Source: RefSeq, a predicted model, not a curated record